Blastomyces gilchristii SLH14081 is the source of this 6767-nucleotide messenger RNA. RefSeq names its product bacteriodes thetaiotaomicron symbiotic chitinase. The coding region runs from base 3351 to 6767 and encodes 1138 amino acids. Gene Ontology annotation, biological process: carbohydrate metabolic process. The record is from RefSeq and is a predicted model, not a curated record. The transcript is spliced from 20 exons. NCBI's taxonomy places the organism in Eukaryota, Fungi, Ascomycota, Eurotiomycetes, Onygenales, Ajellomycetaceae. Gene Ontology annotation, molecular function: chitin binding; hydrolase activity, hydrolyzing O-glycosyl compounds.
GUAAAAGUCCAUUCGAACUUAAAAGGUUGAAGUGAUUAGUUUUGCAUACGGAGUACUACAAGGUCCACACAUUCAAAUUGAUAGACUCCCCCUCAAAGUCCAGCCUGCCCUUCCUCGUAGAGCGCAAUUAUAAAUAGUCCGGCUCAAUUUCUGUCCUCAGUGCUCAAGCCGGUAGCGAAGGGGAACUGUGUUUGCCUACGCAAAGUUGAACGAAGCCAUCCGGUGACAGCUCACUCCACAGGCCCGUGUCGCAGUCUGAGCCGAUCCAGGGGUUAAGAGACGCAACUGUUGCUACAUCGACACCGAACAAAUCGGAGAACAUCGAGCAUUUGAAGAUUGCUAGGUAAAUUUGAGUUAGUUUCCGGUCAGAAUUCAAUCUCUUUCAAUAUGAGGAUCAAGGACGCCGUUUACCCUUAUCAGCUGCUCGAAACUGGACAUAGCAAUCACAGUCCGAUGGCUGGACAGAUGUCGGCGGUAUUAAAUUUGUAUUUGGCGCCAUACAAUGGUCUUGUGGGCCGGUAUAGAUGGCUGCAAAAGGAAAUCCAUUAGUUUCUUGUUGAACAACGUGGGAGUGGAAAAAUGGUCCAGGUCGGAUCCAAAAUACUUACGUCGUUGCUCCCAGAGUCGAAUACAGUAGCUAUAUUCAACCUGGAAAAAGCAAUCCUCCCGUGAAAGACUUGGGUUCCACUCUAGCAAGUCAUCGACUGUCACGUCAGCCACCCAUGCCCAGUUUUGACAGCGGUUCAUCGUCUUCAAGUCAUCGCCGAACCCUGCGUGUUCGCUGAAGGCGUCUUCGUAUAUGAGGCAAUCCUUGAGCGUUCCUGGCGCUGCAGGCUUCAGCGGAGGGAAUUCGAUUGGGCUUGGAACAAACGACUCUGCAGGAGGGUGGGUGAAUGUGGCUGAAGGUGCUUCAACGGGAUAUCCACUAUAUGUUGCAAUGUUUCCGACAGGUUGCACACAGUACGACGUAUUUCUCCAUAGGUUGGUGCAGUUGUCGUCAACCUGGGGGUUAAGGAAAUAAAAGUCCUUGAGGGAUAUGCCAAACCUCAGCGAAAUCAUGGAGCAAUAAUCGCCAUCUUCGAUCUGUCGCGAGUUCUGUUAGCUCGGAUCCCUUGCUUUGCUGCUUUUCCCUUUUCCUCCCUUUUCUUCCACACUUGUGGAUUGACCAGAAAGAGGGCGAAGUACCAUAUACCAACGGUUGCAGUUGGUGUUUGAUUGUCCUUGGGCGUUGGGGGGCACUGGCACUGCUGUAAUCAUAUUCCCCCCUUCUCUCACUGGAACGGUUGGCGUUGGGGAACUGCGGCGGCCUUGUUAGUUAAUUUAUAUUGGAAUCCUAGCAAGAUGAUGGUUACUUCUCGCCUUGCACAGAAAUACCAGCCGGUAUAUGCAGCCAGAUUAGAGCAACCGCUGUUGAUAUGAGGAUUCCAGGCUAGGAGUUGUGCCAUUGUUAUGUUCAAGUCGCGCACCAAUGUCUGGCAUGUGUCAGCCAGUUGUAAUUGGCGGGUUUCGCAUUCCCUUGGUAAGCAAAGGGACUUUCCUGCUGCGGGCAAGAGACUACAGUUGAUAUCGAUGGAAUUCUCUAUAAUCAGCCUAUAUGUCGAGACAUUAUUAUCUCGAGAAAUCGUCACACAAGUGUCGCCCUCCUUGAUUACGUAUUGCUUAGCACAGGUUGGUGCUGGUGGAGCUGUUGUUGAGUUGAGAGCAUACGAUGCAGGGGUAGAAUAGUCGUAACCAUCAGCGUUACAACUUGAUGUUAGGGAUGAGAAGUCUGCUGCUCCCUCUUCGGAAUAACCAAAGGGUGAUGAGAGUUGAAGCUUUUGCAGGCCAAGUUCACAAAACGAACAAUCCCGAGCCGGCGCGGAGGUCCCGUUCCAACUGGCGGCAAUGAGGUCACAGUACUGGCCCGUUGAUCUAACGAAGUUGUCAAUUAUAACCUUGACAAACUGCUCCCGCCUAAAUCUACCACUGCCACUUACCGGUCCUCCAGACAGGAUAGGCUGGCGGCAUAGAGAAACCGGUCCACGAGAUAGGUUGCUCAAUGAUUACGAUCAGCAGAAGAGAACACAAAAACACUCAGGCUUCAUUCAUACCUGGGUAUGCUAUGCUUCCACCAGGAACAAUCACAUCACUUGGGCCUUUGCACGCGUCCAUAAUCGAAUUUCGAAGAUUGUCCAGAUCCUUGCGACACGAAGUUCCGCAGAGAAGUUCGAGUUGCUCCUUUGGAAGUAUUUCAAAACUCGCCUGCCUAUCUACCGGGUUAACAUACAAUACAAUGAAUAUGGCCUCAGGGGUAUGCACUCUACUUACGCCAUGCCGGAAUAACUCCCGAGCCAAGCAGGGCAUGAGCUCAAUGUGGUGUUGAGAGCAACAAAGCAGGAAGCACUCAACCCCAGCUCUUCAAAUGGUAGUAUAUAGCCUUCAAGCUGUUGGCUCCAUAUAGUUGGAGCCAAGAGAACCAGCACCAGGACAAUUGGAGAAAGAAUUAGUUUGUGAGACAUGCCGCCUAACCGAUACUUAUGCCUCUCGGGAUAGGUAAGGAGCGAAGCAGUUAGGUAUCGAAUUGGGAGCUUUGGAUGCACUGGGACGCGGAGUUCAGACAAGCCCUUCUCUAGCGCGCAGUGCUCAAAACAUGGAGAUCUUCCGGGUUCCGAAGCAAUGGCGGAAAGUAUUUAAAAUAUCUGUCAGGGCGAUAUCCCUUAUGGCUGACUUUAUUCUCCAGAGCUCAUAUACAGCAGCUUCCUGCCGGAACGCGUGUUCAGAAAAAAGGGGUUGAUCAUGUGUGCUGACUAAGCGCCAGGCCAAUCAACUAUUUUUGCAGGACAUCAUAUCAAUGACCAAGGGCUAUAUUCCUGAACAACGGUCAAUAUGUACAGUUUUAAGCUUAAGGGUCAUAUUCUCAGCCACCAUAAUCUGGAAUAUGGGAUCUUACCUGUUCUACUCUGUAUCGUUCCAGCCCGGAAUAGCAGUUCCCCGACCUGGGCUUUGAAGUCUUUGUGUUUUUUCCACCUUGACAGAGUGGACGGCAGUAGAUUGUCAGUGAAAUUAUAUCAAAGGCAUAUAAAUAUUGUUCUACUUUCCAUAAAUGUCAUAUACCCUUUGAUGUCUGCUAUUGUUCAUCGGAGCAUAGAGAAUAUGUCAAUGGUUUUGCGGAUUUCCCAAAAGGGGUUGAGGCUCUGCUCUUUUGAGCGCAAGAAGAGACUUCAUCUUCCCACAGAUAGAGUCUCUGCGGACGACUUCAUUCCAACCAGGCGACGUCGUUUACUUUGAUCCCAGAGCACCCCUUUCAUGAAUCAAUCCGUAAUAGUUUGAGAUAAGGCCUGUUUCAUUGAUCAACUGUCAGCCUUAUCAGCAUGUUGCUCUUGUUCUACUUGUUCUUGUCCUUUGUAUCUGCUUCUCUUUACCAGGGCGUUGGGAUACAUUUCCUCAAACCACCUCUAGAUGCGGUUCCAAUCGGGCGACACAGGCGACAUGCGUCUAACUUGGUUCAGCCACCUCUGCGAGAGUUAAACACAUCUCUGCUGCGUUGGGAUGAUUAUUCCUGCGGCCCAAGCAAACUGUGUAGUAAUGGUGCAUGCUGUGGCUCUGGUGGGUACUGCGGGUAUGGCCCCGAUUAUUGUGGCGAAGGUUGCGUUAGCAAUUGCGAUGCUGGUGCCGAAUGUGGGGAGUUCGCGAAGCCGGUGAACAAGACAUGUCCUCUGAAUACCUGUUGCUCACAAUAUGGCUUCUGUGGCAUAACUGAAGAAUUCUGUGGGAAAGGAUGUCAAUCUCACUGUGUUCUACACCCAAAGCCCCCGGGCGGCUCAGCGAAGGGCAAGACAUUGUCCAGAGUCAUUGGCUAUUAUGAAGCAUGGAAUGCUCGAUCUAAAUGUCACAAAGCGUCGCCCCUAGAUCUUCCGGUUGGUGGCCUCACGCACCUCAAUUAUGCUUUUGCAUACAUCGAUCCUACAAGCUUUGAGAUUACUACCAUGGACGCCGCAACACCGAUUUCUCUUUUUGAUGAAGUAGCGGCCCUCAAAAUUGUCAAGCCCUCCCUCCAACUAUAUGUCAGUAUCGGUGGCUGGACUUUCUCCGAUAACAAUACCAUCACUCAGCCCAUUUUCGGCAACAUCGCGAGAUCACCUGCAAAUCGACGAAAAUUUGCAGACAACAUCCUCAGCUUCUUAAACCAAUAUGGCUUUGAUGGAGUUGACAUUGAUUGGGAAUAUCCAGGUGCCCCCGACAGAGGUGGGAAGGAGGAAGACACGGGGAAUUUUGUACUUUUAAUGAAAAAAAUACGUGAAACAUUCGAUAAGUCGGGACGAAAACUAGGCAUCACUUUCACAGGCCCAUCCUCAUACUGGUAUAUGCGAUGGUUUGACCUGCCCGGAUUGCUCAAAUAUUCAGACUGGAUGAACCUCAUGUCGUAUGAUCUACACGGUGUCUGGGAUAGGGAUAAUCCCAUUGGCUCCAUCGUUCAAGGACAUACAAAUCUAACUGAAAUAAAAACCGCCGUGGAACUUCUCUGGAGGGUAAAGGUGCCUCCUUCCAAAAUCGUGAUUGGGUUCGGUUUCUACGGCCGUGCUUUCACGCUUCAAAAUCCCAGCUGCGGCGAACCUGGAUGCCCUUUCAGCGCGGGCGCUAAACCUGGAGUUUGCACAGGCCAAAGUGGAUAUCUUUCUCAAUAUGAAAUCAGAGAUAUUCUAAACAAAAACAGCAACUCAAAAAGGAGUACAACAAGUGUCACUCACGACAAGGAGGCGGCAGUCAAAUACUUUUCAUGGGACUCCAAUCAGUGGAUCUCAUAUGAUGAUGAGGAUACUUUUAAGCAGAAAGUUGACUGGGCUGAUGAAGUGGGCUUCUCUGGCUCCUUAAUAUGGGCAUCGGAUCUAGUAGAUGACUACGACUUGACUGCACACAAAGCUUUAACAGGAAAUAGUAAGCUGGUGACCGCACGAAGCUUCCGGAGAGAUCAAGCGCAAAAGCCUCUUGUAGAUGACCUCAAUGAUUUCCUUGGACGAAGAUGCUUCAAGUUCAAAGAUACGGUGGACCUAGAGAACCCUCAGGUGGCGAGCUGUUCGCCAUAUGUCAAGAUGGGCUAUGACAAGGCGGGCUGCAAAGGUAAGGAUGGCGAGUGCGGCAAACCCAUAUGUUGUCCUAUGAAUAGCGGGCUUAAAGACUGUCAAUGGCGCGGUUCUGGAGGUGAUUGCAAUGGCAGAUGCCACGCUGGUGAAGUCCACAUUGCGAGCUCGAGUUGGGGUGGCACCCCCGGUCAGUCCGGAACUGGGAGAUGUUCAAGAGGUGGAAAGGCUCUGUGCUGUAAAAUGGGGAUGUUCGACGAUUUCAACGAAAACUGCUACUGGAGUUCUGGAGUCGGCAGCUCGUGCAAGGAAGAUGAGGAGAGUCUAGCCUAUAUGUGGGACCGCACCGGAUGGGGAACUGUGUUUAAACAUGGAAAUCAUUUCUGCUGCCCUAAGAGCCAGCCCAUGCCCUACAAGAACUGUCAUUGGGUGGGCGAAGGCGAUUGCGCUGAUAAUACCUGCAAUGAGAAUGAGGUGACUCUUGAAGCUGAUUCUCGCGGUGACAGUUACAUUGGGUGCAGUUGGUAUCGUGAAAAGUCACUGUGCUGCACCCCUAAUCUCGAUGUUCUCAAGACACUCAAAUGUGAUGUUGACACAUGCACUGAUAAUGAGGCGUGUGAUGAUGAAUCGGGCCUUCCGGACAGUAGCGAUGUCCUAUAUAAGCGUUCCUACCAGGACGGUCAGGGAAGAACACUGUGGAGCUAUGGUGAAUCAGGGCUUCCAGAACUAAUCCUAGUACCCCCAAGGCCUGGGAGUCCCCGUGCCAUGUUUCUAGAUAUACCCAAACUACUGGGCACCAAUGUUUAUGGCGCACUCAAGAUGGUAAGCCGACCUUAUAAACCAGGGCUUUCAGUGGCUUCGGGCGAUGGAGCGUCCACCUUGCCUCUGCGAGGAGGCUUUAGAAUGUUAAAAGACGUUUGCGGAAGUACAGCGGUGCAAUACGUCAAGCUUUCUGAUCUUCCAAUGAAGGGUUUCCACGCGGAGCACCUCCAAGAGAUCCAAAUGGUCAAAAGAUUCCUCCAGACUGCGGUAACGGGUUAUCUACCAUCUGGGGCAAAGAUGAAGUCAGUUACCAUUGAUCCGCAGAAGCUCCUUGAUGGCUGGAAUAAGCUGUACGAUGUCACGUUACCGCGAAUCGGAGCUAUAGUAUCCGACAAACCUGACUGGACGCCUCCAUUGACACCAAAUGAUCGUGUAUUUGAGAUCAUUGGAUCCUAUGCUUACCGCACUGGCAUGUCUAUACUCCCACGUGAUAUGAACUACAUCAAGAAGAACCUCGUAGGCGGUGCUCAACCAAUGGCGAUUUCAACCUUUAACACAGCUCUGAGAGAUGUGGCGAAGGGAGAUAUGGAAGCUGCAAAGCUUGUUGCUGGCAAACUUCAGAAAACAAUUGGCAUAUUCAACUACUUGAAUGAUGGAGUUCUCAGGGGCGGCCUCGAUAAAGCAAGGAGAGACCUCGCAAAGGAAAUUGCGAUUAUUGGUCAAUUCAUGCCUGGCCUUGAGCCUUUAUCCAGCAUAUGGAAAGAAUUUGAAACCGAUUUAUACGCGGAAAUGGUGGCUGUUGGUACCGCUUUCGUGCUCGACAGCGUCGGUCGAAUUAACAGCAAAUUCUACGACAAAAACACGAUGAGCAACCCUGCAGCAGUCGCCUUGAUUGCUCAGGCUAAUCUACUAAAGAAGGCGAUAGAUAAAAUUCGAUUCGAUCCGUAA